AUGGACCAUUAUACAAGCUUUCAACAUGUUUACAGAACUAAGACUACUGAAGAACACAGGCCAACAUAUAUACAGUUGCAGGCAAAAUCAGAGUCUAUUCCGAAAUAUAUUCUUGUUACAGAAAAAAUUCGUGAUUAUAUUAGUUGUGAAAAUUGUAGAAAACGUCGCUGCGUAUAUAGUAACAAAUCUUUAACCGAUGAUGAACAAAAUGAUUAUCAGCAGGCACUGGAAUCAUAUUCAUACUCGUGUGGAGCACCAAUUUUCCCUGACGAUCAUUAUUUGAAAGAAGUGAUAUUUGUACGUUUGCAAAUUAAUUGUGAUUCACCGAUCGAAAUACUCUAUUAUUCAAGCCGCAAAGCAGGAAAUUAUCCAAUUUGUUACCAUUGUGGAAAUAGCGAUAAUUUAAUAACUCCACCUCAAUCUUUGAAGGAACAUUUCAAGCAAAUUUAUCCAUUGUGCGAAAUUUGUCAGGAAAGCGGGAGGAAUUUUUAUACAAAAGGGGCAGUUAAGACCAAUAAUAAAUCCACAAAGCAUUCUAAAAAAUAA
Messenger RNA from Dentiscutata heterogama, 546 nucleotides. NCBI's taxonomy places the organism in Eukaryota, Fungi, Glomeromycota, Glomeromycetes, Diversisporales, Gigasporaceae. The record is from the annotation of a GenBank genome assembly.